Patiria miniata (bat star) is the source of this 1084-nucleotide messenger RNA. Its product is annotated as RRP15-like protein. The record is from RefSeq and is a predicted model, not a curated record. Bases 29 to 958 code for a protein of 309 amino acids. Gene Ontology annotation, cellular component: preribosome, large subunit precursor. NCBI's taxonomy places the organism in Eukaryota, Metazoa, Echinodermata, Asteroidea, Valvatida, Asterinidae. The transcript has 5 exons. Gene Ontology annotation, biological process: maturation of LSU-rRNA; maturation of 5.8S rRNA.
ACUUUUAAAAUGUUGCAACACAAACAAUAUGGCGGCGGACACGACAGCACAUGGUUCGACGACAACCACUGCAGAUAAUGUGGUUUCAUUUGUUGCAACUGAUGCCAACAAGAGACAGAAGAAAAAUCUGAAAAGAUGGAAACCGUUUGUGAAAGUCUCGUACGAUUCUGGGAGUGAUGCGGAUGUUGAAAGCGAUGAAGACCGAAAAGAAAAUGGUGCUCCAAGCAAGAAGAUCUCCAGAAAAAGGCAGAAGCUUGAAGCAGCAUCUCUACCCACGCCACCGUCGAGGGAGUCCAAUAGCGAUGGGGAGGACAAAGACUCGGAGCCGGAGCCAGACUCCGAGUCCGAGCCAGAGGAAGAGCCAAGGGUUCCUGGGGCCGGAUGGGCGGACGUCAUGGCUAAGAUCCUGCAUAGGGACACCCCGGCUGAGAUGGGCUCAGCCGUCUUGGCCAAGUCCAAGGAUUACGAAAAGGCCAAGAGGCAAGAGCAGGAGGAAGAUGCUGAAAGGCGGAAGGAGAAAGAGACCAGGAAUCAGUGGGAGCAACUAGGUCGAGCCAAGCCCAGAGUGACCGACAAAGAGGUAGAGAGAAAACUACAGAGAAUAGCAACAAGAGGGGUCGUUCAACUCUUCAACGCCGUCAAGAAACAGCAGAAGAAAUUCGGUGAGAAACUAGAUACGGCACACUCGGAGAGGAGACGUGCAGAGGUGAAGUCUUCCGUCAGUAAGGGAGAAUUUCUGGACCUCCUGAAAGCCACGCCAGUCAUCUCCAACAAGAACGUCAGUAAGAAUAAUCAGGGUGAGGACAAGACGGGCAGCAAGAAACCCGCCUGGAGUGUGCUGCAAGACGACUUCAUGAUGGGGGCCACCAUGAAAGACUGGGACAAACAGAGUGAUAGUGGGAGUGACGGACCCGGUGAGGGACACAGUGAUGAGAACUCCUUCUCAGACUCGGAUUAAUCCAUUGGAUGGAAGAUGUACAGAUGGAAGAUGUGUUCUGACAUUUUCAAGAAAUUUUUGUAUCAAUUUCCAAUGAUGGUCAGCUGACCAUCGUUGGAAAAAACUGCUUUUUUCAAAUACUGCCCC